Dendronephthya gigantea is the source of this 1312-nucleotide messenger RNA. Its product is annotated as LRP2-binding protein-like. The coding region runs from base 34 to 1071 and encodes 345 amino acids. NCBI's taxonomy places the organism in Eukaryota, Metazoa, Cnidaria, Anthozoa, Malacalcyonacea, Nephtheidae. Gene Ontology annotation, molecular function: protein binding. The transcript has 6 exons. The record is from RefSeq and is a predicted model, not a curated record.
AUAUGGCGGCAUGAAAUUUAGUCCUUUUUGAGAAUGGAGACACUUUCGGGUGGAAAUGAAGUUAAUACAAAGUUAAAUCCGAAAACGCUGCGAGCGGAAAGCUUACCCAAAUCUUCCUCGAGUUCCAUUGCGUCUGAACAGGGCGAUCAAGACGGCGUUUUAAGCGAUGAACGACUUGAAUGUCUUCUGUUGGCGAGAACUGAUCAUAUUUCAAGGUUUCAGCUGGGACAGUUCUAUUUUGAACGUGAAAUAUACGAAAAGGCGUUUGUAGAAUUUGAUAAACUCAAAGAGCGCGAUGUUCAGGCUUUAUAUCAGUUAGGAGUGAUGUAUUACGAUGGUUUAGGAGUUCGUGAAGAUGGGGAGAAAGGAUUCCAAAUGAUGGAAUCAGUCUGCAGCAGUAAAAAAAAGCAAGCAGAACCCCUGAUUCCAUAUGCCCAAUACAAUAUUGGCCGGGCUUAUUAUGAAGGUAAAGGGGUGAAACAGAGUGAUGAUAAUGCUGAGUAUUAUUGGUUGUUAGCUGCCAAGGAUGGAUCUUCUAAGGGGUCAAUCAGGGCACAAAGUAUUUUGGGAAUGUUUUAUUCAAGGCUAGGAGAGGAAAGCUAUGAUAUUAGCAAGUCAUAUCAUUGGCACCAGGAGGCUGCUGGAAAUGGCAACAUUGAAUCUCAAGGGGCUUUGGGUGUUAUGUUUGAGUAUGGUAUUGGGACUCAACGAGAUGUACAGGCUGCGUUUGAAUGUUUUAAAGCAGCAUCUGAGAAAGGAAAUAUUUACGCCCAAGGGAAUCUUGCCAUGCACUAUUAUCGCCAAAAGUUGUACAAUCAAGCUUAUGAAAUUGCAGAGAGUGUAGGGAGACUUGAAGAUGUUGAAAAGAUUGCAAAAGCUACAGAUUGCUUGAUACUUUAUGUCGCUAAAGGAAUUGCCCUCGGUUGUUUUGUUUACGCUCGAUGUCUGUAUAAAGGAUAUGGCGCAGAAAAAAGCGAGGAAGAAGCGAUUCACUGGUUUAAACGGGCCUAUCAGUUCGAUCCAGAAACGGUGGCACGUUUUCAAGAUGACAUGACUUAUGGUUACAUUUAGGUGAUACUGAUGUGAUAUGUUUACAUCAAAGCUUACCUACAAAUACGUUUAGUACGCAAAUUCAUCUCAAGUAGGGAGGAGGAAUUAAUAUCCCUGCCUGGUUGAAUCUCUUUCCGUAACAUGUAAAUAUUUAUAUAUAGUUUGUUUAUUGCAAACAAAUAUUUAUUUAUUAUAUAACUUUAUUCUUUCGUCAGAAAAUACGAAAGUAGAUGUACUAUUGUUGAAAAAAUAUUCCAUUGUA